AUGGCGCUGGUGGUGCGUGUUCACUUCCUCAAGGCCCCCGCGCGCAACGUGGUGGUAAAGGAGCCGCGGGAGAAGAAGAUGCGAGCAAUCAAGGACGAGGGCGAACCCAGCGACUACGAAGGCUUCCUCCACCACCCGCGACGCGUGCUCGCCGGGGUGGUCGGUGACGACCCCGCCGAGGACACCACUGCCUCGACACGCGAUGAAUCGUCGCCGCGCCCCCCGGCCUCCAGCGCGGUGGAGAUGUGCUGGCUUCGCGACGAUGAGUAUCUUCCCCUCCCCGACGGCGUGAGGCCCAAGGUGGUGAAGAUCAAGUGCUACGAUAAGGCCAAGACGGUCCUGAUUGACUUCACCGUCCCGCUGCGCGACUGGCUGCCCCUCGUGCGCAAGAAGUUUGACCGCGAAGACGACACCGAACUCACUCUUUACCUGUCCGGCGAGUCUCAACCGCUGGACGUGGGCCAGCCACUCUUUGAUCAGGAGCAGCUGAGCCUCGGCAUCGUGCUGUGCCUUCGACGGCCCGACGACCCCGUGGACAAGCCCACGCCCUGGUUCAAGCACCGCGCUGCCCUGUCUCUCACCCGCGGCGGCCUCCUACGCGACACAGCCUCAAAUGCCAAGGGAUCCACACUCAAUUCCCCGUCAGCGAUGUCCGCCGCGACCAGCGAGGAUGUAGCCGGUGCACUCGCAUCGCCCAAUUCGGCGAUGCGAGGCAUCAUCUACAUAUACGCCAACAACAAGCACAAAUGGGAGAAGCGAUGGUUCGUGCUGGACAACGACCUUCUGUUCUACUACAAGAAUGCCUCGGAGGGGAAGGCGACGGAUGUGAUCGAUGUACAACAGUAUCUGCUGAAGGAGGGGGAGGUGAAGAAGAAAUCCUACGCGUGGGACCUCAUCCUCUCGCCCAACGCCAAGCUCGAGAACGUCGAUGGCAAGAAGCUGCAGAACUACUCCCUCAAGUCCGAAUCGGCCUUGGAGAGGAAAGAGUGGAUGGCGGCCCUGCAGAAGAUCAUGGAUCGAAGCGGAAGCAAGAACGGGCCGAUGCCCUCGCCUCCGCCACUGCUGACCGCCACCUCGGCCAAUCUCUCUGUAAAGAAGAUCAAGAAAGAUCGAGCAGAGAUGCUCUUCGGGCGGCAGCUGGAGCUCGCUGUACACAACCCCGAUGGCUCACAGAUCCCUGCCCUCAUCGUCAAGUGCAUCAACUACAUCGACAACGAACGAAUAUUGGCGGUGGAGGGCAUCUUCAGGCUCUCGGGUAGUGCGGUGCUGAUGGACAAAUACGCCGCCCGGUUCGACAAGGGCGAGGAUGUGGACCUCACGCCGGAGCAGGACCCGCACACGGUGACCGGCCUGCUCAAGUACUACUUCCGAGAGCUGCCCGAGCCCCUCAUGACCAUCCCACUCUACGAACACUUCAUAUCCGCCUCAGGCACAACCGACAAAGCGCUGCAACUGCGCUUCUUGCGCCAUCUCGUCAAUCGACUACCGCCCAUCAACAAAUCGCUUCUCCACUAUCUCUUCUCCUUCCUCGUUCGUGUGGCCGCCAACGCCGACAAGAACAAGAUGGCGCCCACAGUGAUCGCCACAGUGUUUGCCCCCGCCCUGCUCAGGCGUGCUGACCAGGACCCGAUCGCAGCGAUGGCCGACACGCCAAAGAUCAACUCCAUCGUGGUGGUCCUCAUCCAGGAAUUCGAAUACGUGUUCAGGGGCAAGGACAUCGACCCGCGAUUGACGGCCAAGGGAAUGGGCGCUGUGUGCUGUCGGGCGCAACACGACUACGAGGCCAAGUCGCCCGACGAGCUCGCCUUUGCGCAGGGCGCGGUGAUGAGGAUAGUGGUGGAGGACCACACCUGGCCCUACUGUGAAUCCAAGUCAGGGAGCUUCGGGCGGAUACCUUCGUCGUACGUGCAGGUCAUGACCAUGGAGCAGAGCCAGGAAUACGCCGAACAGCAGCAGAUCAAGCAGAGGACGAAAAAGGCGAUCGAGGAAAACGAAGAACAGCAGAGGGAGCUCAAAGCGCUGAGCGAGGAGAACGAGGAGCUGGCGAAGGAGUUGGACUUCUACAUGCUGCGGGAGGUGCUGCUCCCGGUGAUGGAGAAGAGCAUCGUGAUCCGGGACGAGGAACAGAGCCGCGACAGGACGGGGAGGAGGCCCCAACGGAAGCUGCCCGACGGCGACGCCGACAAGAAGGAGGAGGUCCUCCUCGCCGACUUCCCCAAAUACCUCGACAAAUUCUUCAUGGAGAGCGAGAACCAUCGUAGGGCGCUGGACGCGGUGGGCACGGCGAAGGACCAGUUCCUGACGUCGCUCGAGAUGUUCCUGGGCGCCAUCCCCGUGGCACGCCACAAGAAGGAGAAGUACCAGAAGCUCCGCCAGUCGGCCCAGGUCAUCAAGGACAAGACCAAGGCCGAGGCCUUCUGUCGAAUGGAGCUGAGCGAGCUCAAGGACGACAUCAUCAGGGAUCUGACUGAGCUGCAAGGUGCGCUCAAGUUCUCCGUCAAGAGGUCGUGGACCGAGGAGGAAGAGGAGCAGUACUCCCCACUUGCCAAGGUGCCUACCAACCAUGUGACCUGA
Molecule: messenger RNA, 2574 nt
Organism: Acanthamoeba castellanii str. Neff
Lineage: Eukaryota; Discosea; Longamoebia; Acanthamoebidae
Product: RhoGAP domain containing protein
Exons: 19
Coding region: 1-2574 (857 amino acids)
Biological process (GO): regulation of GTPase activity; signal transduction
Cellular component (GO): cytoplasm
Molecular function (GO): protein binding
Source: RefSeq, a predicted model, not a curated record